CGACCUGCGGAUCUGAACCUCUCUCACCGCAUGCUGGGGAAAAGACAGCACACAGACAGACUAAUGAACACUGAAGUGCCUCUAAAGGUGAAUACUGUGUGAGGAUUCGCAACGGAGAGGAAAAUCAUUAACAAAUCCAGCGACAGUGCAUCACCCAGUGGGAUAAGCCCAGAGGGAUCAUGUGGGUUCUGGAGAAGAUCCGGGACUCGGUUGAAACAAAUGUGCUCCGGCAAGGAGAGGCAGGUGACAAGGGGAAGGCGCCUGUCUAUAGCAAUGUCCUCACACCCGAUAAGAUUCCAGAUUUCUUCAUCCCUCCAAAGCUGGUAAGCUGCCCACCAGAGACUGAAGCUUCUGACGUCAAGUCCAAAGAAAGUCUGAGACCCUCAACAUCUGAGCAAACCAUCAGCAACAAGAAGAUUAGCAGCCCUCGUAGCCCACGAUUGGUCAGCAAGUUGGCAGGAGACACCAAGAACCUACUUAGGGCGGCAAACCGCCACAUCAUUCAGAUCGAGAGUGCGGAUGACGUUGUAGCAGGUGACACAAACGCCGACCCUCAAUCCCAGACCGCCAUGUCACUUCCUUACAUUCCAAAGACUCAGACUUCUUAUGGCUUUGCUACGUUGAUGGAGAGUCCCCACACCCGGCGAAAAGAAUCCCUGUUCCACUGUGACCACACCAGCCCAGUAACGUCACCCAACACCCAACGCAAGUCCCAAAGCAAGAGCAGCAACGAGGGGAAUCACCUCAACCCUCCGGACUUCAACACCUCGCAUAUAAACCCCUACCGAUAUUUUAGCGGUGGCGAGAGCGACACUUGCUCUUCGGCAGAGUCCUCCCCAUUCAGUUCACCACUGCUCUCUCGUUCCGCCUCCUUACUCAAGAUCUUUACCCAUGAGACACAGGCCAAGGUCGCAAAAGGCAAGCGGACAUUUGCCAGGCAUAGUUCCUUGUCCACGGAUGAGUGCAGCUCGGCAGAGCCCAGCCCUAACGUUCCUAGACGGAGCCACUGUUCCACCUUGCAAGGUGGUGGAGCUCUAGACCAUCUUCAUGGCGCAGACCGUCAACACAAAGAGCACACCAUCAACAUGCACAAAGGAGGCACCGUCCGACUUUGUUCAGACUACGACGCAGGUACAGCCCGCCUGCGAAUCCGCAUUAUGGCGGCUGAGGACCUGUAUGAUCCCAUGUUUGACAUUAAGAGCAUCAACUGUUGCGUGUCGCUAUACCUCAAUCCAGGCAAGUUGCAGAAGCAGAGGAGCACGAUAAUCAAGAAUAGCCGCAAUCCCGUCUUCAACGAGGACUUCUUUUUUGAUUCAGUGACUUCGGCUCAGGUUAAGAACCUAGCUUUGAAGAUCAAGGUUGUGAAUAAAGGCACUAGCCUGAAAAGAGACAUGCUGUUAGGUGAAAGGGAGGUCCCGUUGUGCAAGCUCUUGUCUGGAUUUUAGACCUUCAGAAUGGGACACUGGGACACUGUCUUCAAAGGUGGAAAAAGGUCUUCUGUACUAUUUGCUUCAUUGUCUUUCAUGAAGCCUGAUACGGUAGUUGAAUUAGUAUUCACAAAUUCCGGGGAAAAAACAACAUAGGUGUAAUUUGCGGGUGGGAUGGGGAGACAUGUCCCCAUCAUUUUUUGCCAGGGUCGAUAUUGUCCCCACAACUUUUUUUAAAAUUUUGUGGCACGGAUGUACCUAAUACAAAGUAAACAUCUCCAGUUGACUAUCAAAGUAUUAAUUUAAUUAGUUUAUGUUAAAUAAGAGGCGAUAUGGCGCUGGAACGUGUUGUUUUUGAAACUGUGCCGAGUGCUGAUUGCCACUGAUUUCAGUGGCGGCGGCUCAUGCACAGUCUUCACACAGACGAGCGCUUUAAUCUUUUCCUUAAUGCUGUUGCAGAGACUCUCUAUUCGUUCCGGUGACAUGACAAAACAAAAUGCACACAAACGUGUCCCUGCUAUUGAUAUACAAUCAUUAUGAUGAACAUCUUUGGUUUUAAUGAGAAACAACAAAACAAAAAUUAUACUAGGGUGGAUUAGAACCCAGAACCUUUGAAACGCUUAACAAAAAUUCUAUCACCAGACUGUUAGGACACAUAAACAUCACCUGAGCCUGUGUAUUUAUUCACUGAAGUAAAGACUCUUGGGACAAAAUAUGUAGGAUGAAGCACCCACAUUAAACACGAGUUCUAUGUCGAUAAAUGAAACUCAAUGCACUACUGAAACUGAUUUCUGGAAACAGUAAUGUUAUUUUUGGUACAUUUGUUAUUGUACAUUUCUGAUGUAGCCUCCCCAAACACACACACACACACACUCCUGUCCCACCCACUUUUUAAAACCAAGUUCUGCCAAUGAAGAUCAAGGAAUUAGCAUAGCUCUGAAUUUGUGAAUUUGUAAAUAUAGAAGAGUCUAUGACAAAGUCUUUUUGUAUGUUGCCUUCUGUAUUUUGGUUGUUCCACUCAUUUAGCCUAAUUAAAACCAAGCAUUUACCUUUUUGAUUGUAAAGACUUUUUUCUACAGAGCCGCAGUCCUUUGAAGCUACACAAUGGCCCUCUGUGCUAAUGUUAGCUUUGAUCCUGGAUGCAUCUGCUGUCUAAUUUGAAGGAUAAAUAACCAGACUGAACAAUCUUGCGUCACACUGCAUGUGUUUGCGUAAACUUGUAAAUAUGAUGACGUAUUCUUGCAACAAUGUACAGAAUGUCAUUUGGUGAAACCCAGAAGCCUUACUAAAGAGCGAUUUUUGCAUGUUUAGAAUUUGCUCAAAUUGCAUCGUUCCUUGACUGAGUGUGAUUAUCUGUAUCUAUCUGUUGGAUAUCAUAUGAAAUAAGUGUUCUGGCUUGGACUCUUUGUCAAAAGCCUUUUAUGAAACAGGGUCCGUAUGAAACACUUUCUUUGAAAGUCUUUCCAUGCACACUACUUACCCAGAGGAAAGUAUAAAGUGAAAUAUUUGUGUUAUAUUAAGAUUCAAAUGCCAAUCUAUGCCACAUUCCAUCUGCAGUUAAAAAUAUUCUCAAUUCAUAUGGAAAGGAAACAGAAGUAUAUAUGCUGCAUGUGUCAUUAUGCAAAUGAGUGAUCUGAUAUGCAGUGUGUUUUUUCAACAGACAGAAACCAUAUGAAUAAAUAUUUCAAGUGGUUGAAAUAUGGCAUGAAUAUGAUGAUGGAUGGGUGGAUGCUUGGAUCUUAUUCUGUAUCAAGAUAUUUUACCAGUAAAAUCAGGAAAAUGGCUAUUACUUUAUUGGAAGGAAUAUCUAGCCUCCUUUAAUGUUUCAUAAUAAAUUACACAAAUUUAGUAAGUGUUUAUUCCUUUCCUGGCUCCACUUUAUAAAUAAAGAGCAGAAAAGGCAUUUUUGAGGUAAUGAGCUGGCUAGUGCUCAUUAAAAAGUUUUUAAAAAAACAUAAAAAUUGGCCCCAUUGAUACUAGCUAAUAGCCGGUUAUUACACAAGCAAUGCAGGGAAUGGAAAGAACGUUUCUAUAUUUAUGAUCUGUGGAUUGUGCAGUAAUUAUUUGAGUGCCAAAAGCAUAUGAAGCUUUUCAUUUACAUUCAGGUGUUUCAUUAAGUCUUUAAUUUCCUAAACCACUCGAAUGCUGGAGUCUUCCUGUGUUAACAGGUGUACUUUGCAAAAUGAAAAAAGUGCCAAUCCUAUGUACUUGAUGUAGAAGUGAACUGUUCACUUGGCGUUUAGUGAGAUUUGUUCAUAGUGGAUCCUGUCAACUCUGGUGUUUGUAACUUGUGUGCAUGGAUAAUAUUUUCACUGUGGUAAUCAACCUAUAAUAUUUUUGUGAGUGUGAGCUGUUUGAUGGAAAUUUCAGUGUACAUUUUCUGCACCUCUGCAUGGAUGUUCAACUGGUGUAUUUGUAUCUUUGAUGGACAAUGUUAUUUUAUUUUAUUUUAUUUUUCUUAAGUUUGCAACUCAUGAAAGAAAUAAAAAUACCAAAACAUU
This is a messenger RNA of Ctenopharyngodon idella (grass carp), 3928 nucleotides long. Its product is annotated as C2 calcium-dependent domain-containing protein 4C. The coding region runs from base 180 to 1445 and encodes 421 amino acids. NCBI's taxonomy places the organism in Eukaryota, Metazoa, Chordata, Actinopteri, Cypriniformes, Xenocyprididae. The transcript is spliced from 2 exons. The record is from RefSeq and is a predicted model, not a curated record.